AUGGAGCCCGUUCCCGCAGACGUUCUUGCUGCGCCCGCCAGCGGCUGGGCGGGCGGCGGAGAUCUCGAGGCGGAGUUGGCGGAGAUCGGCGCGCAGCUGGAGGCGGUGGCGGCUGUGCGCGACGAUCUGCGCGCGGCGGUGCAGCGGAUGGACGGGCUGACGCGGCAGGUGCAGUCGGACCUGCUGGGCGUGCAUCGGCGGCAGGAAGGCGCAGUGCAGCAGGCGGUGCAGAAGGCGCGGGAGAGCGUGCCAAAGCUGCAGGCGGCGUAUGCUGAGCUGGCAGCAAUCAUUGCUCGCCGCCCGGGCGAGUUCUACAGGCUCCCCACCACUAUCCUCCCGUCCCCCUCACUCUCCCACUCCACCCAUGGUGCGUGUCCCUCAGUGCGGGCAGCAUCGUUCAGCAUCGAUCUAGAGGACUAUCUCACCGGCCUCUGCGGUCUCUCCAAUGAAUUCCCGCGCUUUGUGAUGAACAGAGUGACAGCAGGGGAUUAUGCUGUCCCGCGAGUGGCGGCCGCCUUUCUCAACGACCUCUUCGCUGCCUUCCGCAAGCUCAACCUGCGCAACGACAUGCUCCGCAAGCGAUUCGACGGUGCGUAUAAAUACGACCGGAAAAGGAAAAAGGUGGAGAAGGUGGUGCAUGAGGUGCAGAUAACAGGGGUUGGUGGUGGCAGGGGGGCAUCUAUCAAUGCGUUUCUUUAUGUCCUUUCUCGCAUGCACACCUCCCGCUUGCAGGCAUCAAGCAUCAAGUACGACCUGAAGAAGGUGGAGGAGGUGGUGUAUGACGUGGAGAUACGAGGGCUGGCGAAAACAGCAGCAGAGCCCAUGCAAGAUGCAUAG
Molecule: messenger RNA, 837 nt
Organism: Closterium sp. NIES-65
Lineage: Eukaryota; Viridiplantae; Streptophyta; Zygnematophyceae; Desmidiales; Closteriaceae
Source: the annotation of a GenBank genome assembly